AUGACUAAGGUGCCUGUUCGUCCCUUUGGAAGUAGGAUCGGUCGCCCCAAUGAUAUGACUUCGGUCGUGAUAAUAACAACGAAAUACCUCUUCGCGUCUGCGGCGGCGGCGAACGUCCUCCAGAAUUCUAUCAUGUUGGGCCGACAAACUAUCCUUAGCUGGAAAUGUACUUCGUCGUAUCUGGAGAUUGCAUGGGUUUUUCUGGCUCUUGUGCCGCUUGGACUCUCGAUUGCAAGUAUUAUGUUUGAGAGUAAAAGCGCAGCGGAGCAGAAACGAAAAAACCAAAUUGGUCUCUUCGAUUCAUUAGCGAACCUCGCGGGUGCUGGACACGUUACGUGUGGUACUGUGAUCCUGUCGGCGGUGCUUUUUAUCGGGACCCUUGAUGCGUUGGGGGUUUUUGCGAGAUUUGCGGCUUCGGCUCUUGUCUGUCAACUUAUUACAGUGCUUGAACUAGAUGACAAAGAUGAAAGUAAGGAAGGGAUAUGGCUACCGUUAAGACAAGGCCAACAUACGGUGGAUGGGAAUUAG
Molecule: messenger RNA, 528 nt
Organism: Penicillium odoratum
Lineage: Eukaryota; Fungi; Ascomycota; Eurotiomycetes; Eurotiales; Aspergillaceae
Exons: 1
Coding region: 1-528 (175 amino acids)
Source: RefSeq, a predicted model, not a curated record